GCUUGACUAAAUUGUCCAAAGAAAGGAUUGACCAAACAGAUUCAAGGAAGAAUCAUGCACAAACGACCGAAGUAUCACGACAGGUGACUACAAAAUGCUACUUCUGCAGGUGUUGAUCUUGACGAUGUGUUCGCUGCGCCAGAUAUCGGCAAAGGAAUGGGUAGCGUCCAAUAUCUGCUACAUUGGCGAUAUGGAAAGAGACUUCUGCUAUAAUCCCGAGUGGCAGACAAUAUCUGAAGAAAGCUACUGGCGCGUGGACGAAGAAGAGAAGGUUAUGUAUUACCACGUACCUCAGAAUGUUAUGUAUUACUACAAACCGCACGAGCACAGUCGAGGAGGAUUCAGUUCUGUGGACCACAAGUCCACAAGUGGACUUGCUCUGUCGUGGCUUGCAUUGAGUCGACGUCCGUCAGAUUGGCUUGGUAGCUCCUGUUCUAUAUUCAACAGUACUACUACCCUCGAAUGGGUGGCAUGCGAAGGGUUACACGUUGUGGGAUUUCUCAUCGCCAGCUUGGGUGUCAAGACAUUUUCGUCUCUGAUAUCCAAUUACAUCGUCAAACCGUUCUUAGGUCGCAGUCCAGACGUGAGUAUCGGCUUUGGUGAUGAAGAUGAAGAGGGGGAUCAUAUGCGUGUAUCAGUAUCAACUUUCAGGGACGGUGAAUCAGUUUCGAGGACGUACUAUGAUGUUGGGGAGUUUACGGCCAAUUGUGAAAAGCAAGAUUACAGCGUGCAGCUGCGAGUCGAUAUGGAUUCAGGCGUUGCGGAGACAGUAUGUGUUUCCUGGUAUGAUGAAAGGGAGAAAGGAUUUGUUAUGAGUGUAAGAUGGACACACAGGUUAUCUACAGAUGGCGAUGAUAUAACUUUUAUUGGUUGA
Molecule: messenger RNA, 874 nt
Organism: Myxozyma melibiosi
Lineage: Eukaryota; Fungi; Ascomycota; Lipomycetes; Lipomycetales; Lipomycetaceae
Exons: 1
Coding region: 95-874 (259 amino acids)
Source: RefSeq, a predicted model, not a curated record